AUACUCUCUCUCUCCGAUAUCCUCGGCUGAGCUUAUCUUCUCCUUCAACGUCUGCUUCAGAAGAUAAAAUACCGCCGCACCAUGCCGGCAGCCGCCAUUUCUUCUGCUCUCCGGUUUCCUCUUUCUCGAUCAAGCUCCUCUAAGUCCCAUUCCAGAAAGUGUGCCGGGGGAGGGUUCGGCGUGUUCUCUAUGCAUGGGGAGGACGGAGGGUCAGCAGACAAGAAAAGUCCAUGGCUGACACUUUUUAACGUAGAAGAUCCAAGAUCAAAAAUUCCCCAAUGUAAGGGAAAGUUCCUUGAUGUAAAUAUUGCUUUGGAAGUGGCUCGAUAUGACAUACAGUAUUGUGAUUGGAAAGCUCGUCAAGAUGUCCUUUCCAUUAUGCUUCUGCAUGAGAAGGUUGUUGAAGUAUUAAACCCUCUUGCCCGUGAUUAUAAAUCUAUUGGAACCAUGAAGAAGGAACUCGCAGAUUUGCAAGAAGCACUUGCAGAAGCACACAAACAGGUGUACACAUCAGAGGCACGAGUUUCUGCCGCUUUAGGUAAGUUGGCUUACAUGGAAUCAUUAGUAAAUGAUAGGCUGCUGCAAGAUCAGAACACAGCAGAAGUGGAUAGAUCGUUCCCUUCUCUUAGUACGCCACAGUGUUUAGAUACUGUUGAGAGGAAGUUGCCCCAAAGAAGUCUAAACGUGUCGGGUCCCAUCCAAAAAUACAGUGAUCAUCUGAAGAACUUUUGGUACCCUGUUGCUUUCUCCACUGAUCUUAAGGAUGAUACCAUGAUGCCAAUUGAGUGCUUUGAGCAACCAUGGGUGAUCUUUCGUGGGAAAGAUACAAAGCCUGGAUGCAUCCAGAACACCUGUGCUCAUAGAGCCUGUCCCCUUCAUCUAGGUUCAGUAAAUGAUGGCCGCAUACAGUGUCCUUACCAUGGAUGGGAAUACACUACAGAUGGAAAUUGUGAGAAAAUGCCUUCAACGAAAUUACUAAAUGUAAAGCUGAAAUCUUUGCCAUGCUUUGAGCAAGAAGGCAUGAUUUGGAUUUGGCCUGGAAAUGAUCCUCCAGAAGCUGCAAUACCUUCUUUAAAGCCUCCUCCAGGAUUUCAAAUCCAUGCGCAGAUUGUCAUGGAACUCCCUGUGGAGCACGGUUUACUUUUAGACAACCUUUUGGAUCUUGCACACGCUCCUUUCACCCAUACUUCAACUUUUGCUAAAGGAUGGAGUGUACCAAGCUUGGUGAAGUUUUUGACCCCUGAAUGUGGUCUACAAGGAUACUGGGAUCCAUAUCCAAUUGAUAUGGAAUUUCGACCGCCUUGUAUGGUUUUAUCUACUAUUGGACUAUCGAAGCCUGGCAAACUGGAGGGGAAGAAUACUAAGCAGUGUGCUACACACCUUCACCAACUACAUGUGUGCUUACCUUCAUCAACGCAGAAGACAAGGUUAUUAUAUAGGAUGUCUCUGGAUUUCGCCCCAAUGCUCAAACACUUCCCCUUCAUGCAAUAUUUGUGGAGGCACUUAGCUAAGCAGGUCAUGAAUGAGGAUUUGCGGCUUGUGAUUGGGCAACAAGACCGCAUGAUCAAUGGCGCUAACAUCUGGAAUAUUCCGGUUCUGUAUGAUAAGCUGGGAGUAAGAUAUAGGGUUUGGCGGGCUGCGAUAGAACGAGGAGCUGAAAAGUUACCUUUCAGUAAAUGAGCGUUUCAACUUUCAACUACAACCAAUAAUGGCCUCCGGGUUACUUCUACUGAAGUGUUAUUUCUGAUAUUCAACUCAAAGAGAAGGAGUUGCAUAUGUUUACCAACACACUUCAGGCCAAUGUCCCCAUUCCAAUUAGUACAGUUUUGAGAGGAAGCAACGGAUCACGCAGCUAUUAUUUGAUGAGAAAUCAACUGUCUGUACAUGUCUGGUGUAAAAAGAUGGUGUACAUAAAAACAUUUAUCUAUCAGUUUGAUGGCUAAGCAUUGAUCUAUCAGUUUGAGCAGAGUUGUUUGUUUGUUAGUACCACUUUGAACAAACAACGUUACACCUAACUUCCUCAUUCUUUAGGCUCAUUGGAGUCAUUGCUGCCCGGAUGGAAUGGUAAAUGUAAAUUCUGUUUUAUUUUCUCCCCAACAUACUACAUAGGGGUUGACUUAAUGGAAUGCCAAGCUCCUUUAUUGGAAUUUGGAGCGACUCUGUUAAACCCUGAUCUCCCUUACUAUUAUUGUGUCUUUGCACACAUUCUGUAGGUACUAAUAUAAUUUAUCAAAAUCCCCCUUUUCUUGAUUUUUUUUUGUAUAUACAUGAUGAGUGUAAGCAGAACUGUUCUGGAGUUGUAUUACUCUGCAAUGACAAAUAAAAUAGUUAAAUAACACUCCGUAAUAG
Messenger RNA from Cuscuta europaea, 2349 nucleotides. The record is from the annotation of a GenBank genome assembly. Lineage: Eukaryota; Viridiplantae; Streptophyta; Magnoliopsida; Solanales; Convolvulaceae.